Molecule: messenger RNA, 1497 nt
Organism: Panicum hallii
Lineage: Eukaryota; Viridiplantae; Streptophyta; Magnoliopsida; Poales; Poaceae
Product: NAC domain-containing protein 48-like
Exons: 3
Coding region: 320-1273 (317 amino acids)
Biological process (GO): regulation of DNA-templated transcription
Molecular function (GO): DNA binding
Source: RefSeq, a predicted model, not a curated record
GCCUCGCCGCCCCUGGCCGCGCGCGCGCGCCCCCGUCCAAGCGCCCCGGCGUCAGCAGUGACUGAAGCCGUGGCCCGUCCCGUCCAGGACCCGCCGCGCUCGCUAUAUAUCGCGCGCGUGCUGCGCGGCGCAUGGUUUCAUGCCUCCUCGCGCCUCGUAGGACAAGAAGAGAGAGGGAGAGGGGGAUCGAAUCAGCCGCUGAUUUGACCUCGCAAUUCGAGCGCUGAAAGUGAAGCAUCGUCUGAUCAGCCACCGGCGGAUCGUUUGGAGCGAGCGAGCGGGCGGCCGCCGGAGGAGGAAUCAAUCAAGAAAGAAGGAGAUGAGCGGCGGCGGAGUGCCGGGGCCGGCGGCGCACUCGCAGGAGCUGCAGCUGCCGCCGGGGUUCCGGUUCCACCCGACGGACGAGGAGCUGGUGACGCACUACCUCUGCCGGCGGUGCGCCGGGCUGCCCAUCUCCGCGCCCAUCAUCGCCGAGAUCGACCUCUACAAGUUCGACCCCUGGCAGCUGCCAAGGAUGGCGCUGUACGGCGAGAAGGAGUGGUACUUCUUCUCCCCGCGCGACCGCAAGUACCCGAACGGGUCGCGGCCGAACCGCGCCGCCGGCACGGGGUACUGGAAGGCCACCGGCGCCGACAAGCCGGUGGGCACGCCCAGGCCCCUGGCCAUCAAGAAGGCGCUCGUCUUCUACGCCGGCAAGGCCCCCAAGGGCGACAAGACCAACUGGAUCAUGCACGAGUACCGCCUCGCCGACGUCGACCGCUCCGCCCGCAAGAAGAACCACAGCCUCAGGCUGGAUGAUUGGGUGCUGUGCCGAAUCUACAACAAGAAAGGCGCGGCGGCGGAGAAGCCGUCGUCCGGGUCCAGCGACGGGGUCGCCAUGGCCACGGGCUCGCCGCCGGAGCAGAAUCCGUCCGUGCUGCCGCCCCCCGCGGCCGGGGCCGGGUACGCGCCGCCGCCGUUCCCGGAGCUGGCGGCGUACUACGAGGUCCGGCCGUCGGACUCGACGCCCCGGGCGCACGGCGGCGCGGACUCGAGCGGCUCGGGGCACGCGCUGGCGGCCACGUCGUCGUGCGGCGGCGCCGAGCGGCCCGAGGUGCAGAGCCAGCCCCGGAUCGCGGCGUGGGAGCGCACGUUCUCCCGCGGCGCCGGCCCGGGCGUGAACCCGGCCGGCUCGAUGCUGGGCGGGCACCAGCAGCAGCUCGGCCCCGCGGCGGGCGGCGGCGGCGACCCGCUGCUCCAUGACAUCCUCACGUACUGGGGCAAGCCGUACUGAGGCAGGGGUCGUGGGUGGCUCGGCCGAGCUGCCGGCGAUGAGGCCAAGUGGAGCCCCGAUCGAGGGCGGACCGGCGGAGCAGGGAGGACUGCAUCAUCUAUAGAUACGAGAGUUUGAACUAAGCUGUGUAUAUGCGAUUGAUUUGGCGCUAGCUGGGAUUUUUGUGUACUUUUCAGUAGUGGUAUCACUGAUCAUAAUUUGGCUUAAUCUACACCUUGCAAUCA